CCUGUAUUAUACAAAAGUGAAAAAAUAAUAAUAUUUCCGUUUUUACUUUCUUAUGCCGGCAAUAAAGGCGGAUUAUUAUCUAAAUACACACUGCGCUCUUAAAAACAAUAGAGAAAGUUGAUUGGCGGCCACGGGGUAUCGCCAAGUCGGUGUAUUGGUAUUAGAUUUUUCAAGACCAGAUUUCCACUUCAGUACCGAACCGAUCUCCAAAGCCUUCGGUUACGCGUGAAAUGACUAAGCAAAACCGGGCAGUUAUUAUUUAAUUUUCGCCAUCGUCUACCCGCACGUCCAGGCCUUUACUGCGCGCGCGACCAUGUCUUCCGAAAACUGCGAGUGUUCGUUCCAAGACUCUUCGUUCUUAUCGAGGUCGUGCGGCAGCACCGGCACGCUGGCGUUCUUCAUGUCGCUGGUCGACCUGAUCGUCCGGUCGCAGUGCUCGCUGGCCGAUCCCUGUCGGCGGGCCGGCGACAGAAAGUUGCCGACGGGCCCGUACUACGCCGAGGAACUGGACUUCGUGGUGGUCGGCGGCGGCGUGGCCGGCUCCGUGGUGGCCGCUAGGCUCAGCGAGGUGCCCGAGUGGACGGUGGGCCUGCUGGAGGCCGGUCCCGAAGAGCCCACCGCCACGUCGGUGCCGGCGUUCGCCACGGCCGCCCUAGGCACGGAACUCGACUGGCGGUACCUGACCGAGCCACAGCGGUUUGCGUGCCUAAACGCCGGCGGCGUGUGCGCGUGGCCCCGGGGCAAAAUGCUGGGCGGCACCGGCGCCAUGACCGGCAUGAUGUACUCGAGGGGCCACCGGCUCAUGUACGACGGUUGGCGCGACGCCGGCAUCACCGGUUGGGGCUACGACGACGUGCUUCCUUACUUCAAGAAAACCGAGUCCAACCGAAACCGGGACAUCGUGGAGCCGCAAUACCACGGGUUCGACGGUCCCGUGGCCGUGCAGACGUUCCCGCACCGUCCCGAUAUGGCCGAGUCCAUAGUGAAAGCCGGCGAGGAGUUGGGUUACAGAUCCGGCGACUUGAACGGACACAAUCAAACAGGUUUUGCGAUUGCGCAAGUCAUGAUGGAACACGGCUUGAGGAUGAGCACCUCGCGGGCAUUCUUGCGACCGGCCAACGACAGGAAAAACCUGUACGUGAAAAUCAACAGCCGUGUUACCGGACUGGUAUUAAACAAGUUCAACAACCGAGUGCAGGGCGUCAAAUACGUGGAUGAAAACGGCGAGCACAUGGUCCGAGCCAGGAAGGAAGUCAUCCUGUCGGCCGGUGUCGUAGGAUCUCCACACUUGCUCAUGGUUUCCGGCAUAGGACCGGCCGAAGAUCUGCUCAGGGCCGGCGUGACGGUGUUCAAGGACUUGCCGGUCGGUCGCAACCUACAACAUCACGUAUCCGUUAGCAUUGCUGCCACCGUCAACGCGUCCGACCACGAAUACCACCUGUCCAUGGACGCCGUAUCGGAGUUCAUCAGCAACCGAACCGGACCUUUGGCUAGCACUGGACUGACCCAGACAACAGGGUUCCUGACCACCACUUACGCAGAAGACGGUAUUCCCGAUGCUCAACUGUACUUUGACGGACUGGCGCCGAACUGCGAAAAAGUGUUGGUAGAUGCCGAUUCGCCGGCUUUCAGGGCCGAGGAAACCCGACCGUUCGUCUGGGCCCGGCCCACUUACCUGUUGACCAAAAGCAGAGGGUACAUAGCUCUGCGCACGGCCAACCCGUUCGACGACCCGAUUAUCCAGCCCAACUACUUCCAAGACUACCGGGACGUGCUGGGAAUGGUUGACAGCAUCAAGAUCGUGCUCAAGAUGAUCAAGUCGCAGGCGCUCAGGAAAUGGGACAUGCAGGUGGACCCCACCCCGGAGCCGGGUUGCGAACACUACCCUCACGGCACCGACCCUUAUUGGGCUUGCGUGGCCGUCACCGCCACCAAAGCGGAAAACCAUCAUUCGGGCACGUGCAAGAUGGGACCUUCGUGGCAUCCCGAAACCGUGGUCGAUCCGGAGCUCAGGGUGCUGGGAAUACCUAACCUGCGGGUGAUGGACGCUUCGGUUUUCCCCACGGGACCCAACUGCAACCCCAUAGCGCCGGUGAUAAUGGUGGCCGAAAAAGGGUCGGACAUGGUAAAGGAGACGUGGGCCGCGUUUAGGAAAAACUGACUGCCGCCAUCAUCGGGCUAACGAACAAAUAAUUAACUAUGCGCAUUGUACAACCGUCUAGGCACCGGACGACCUGUCUAGGACCUUGAUACGAGACCUACACGUUUCAACACGACCGGGUGAAAACAAAACGAUCAAGUGUGGCGUUCGGUUGUUAUAAAAAAAAAAAAAAAUAGUGACUACCGAUCCGAAACAAAUUAGUUCACUGUAAGGUGUCCUACAUUGUAUUUAAACAUUUCAUCAUUGUUAUAAUUACUCGCUAAUGCUCAAGUGUCGCAAUUCGAAUCGUUAGCUAAAUAUUUACAAAGUGUUUAGUCCCAAGUCAAAUUUGUGAUAUCUAUAUACUUUGAUUUAAUUAUUUAUUAUAUAUUUAUAUAUUAUUAUGUUUUGUGUUAACGAGCAAAACAAUCGAUGUGACAACUGUUCGUUUCGUUCUACAUUCAAAAUCCACGUGUAAAUAAAAAAAACAUUGUCGUAGCUACGUUUUGCUUCGCUUAUUUACAUUAGGUUAGGUUA
This is a messenger RNA of Adelges cooleyi (spruce gall adelgid), 2677 nucleotides long. RefSeq names its product glucose dehydrogenase [FAD, quinone]-like. The transcript has 3 exons. NCBI's taxonomy places the organism in Eukaryota, Metazoa, Arthropoda, Insecta, Hemiptera, Adelgidae. The record is from RefSeq and is a predicted model, not a curated record. The coding region runs from base 314 to 2161 and encodes 615 amino acids. Gene Ontology annotation, molecular function: flavin adenine dinucleotide binding; oxidoreductase activity, acting on CH-OH group of donors.